Pelobates fuscus (common spadefoot toad) is the source of this 6817-nucleotide messenger RNA. RefSeq names its product APC membrane recruitment protein 1 (gene AMER1). The transcript is spliced from 2 exons. Lineage: Eukaryota; Metazoa; Chordata; Amphibia; Anura; Pelobatidae. Gene Ontology annotation, biological process: regulation of canonical Wnt signaling pathway. Gene Ontology annotation, cellular component: plasma membrane. The record is from RefSeq and is a predicted model, not a curated record. Gene Ontology annotation, molecular function: beta-catenin binding; phosphatidylinositol-4,5-bisphosphate binding. Bases 211 to 3441 code for a protein of 1076 amino acids.
GGUGGUCAGGUAGAGGCCGCGGUGGUACAGGAGUAUCAGUGUGCGGAGCAGGGCUGGGGCGGCCUGGGCAGCCAGAGCACGAUAACUCGCAGGCACGGGGCCUAGUCCGGAGGAAUGGAGGUGGAAGGUCUCUUUACCUAUGCUAACCAGACUUUAGUACCACUGCUGCUCUAUCAACUGUCCCCAUUGUUUUAAUGCUUGAGAGUUGCAAUGGAAGCUGGCCAAGAGUGCCAAGGAGAAACUGCUGGCACAAACGUAGCGUCUGUUAUUUGUGAAAAAGCAGAUUGUAUUCGCUAUGAUGCAGACUCCGAAAAAGUGGAAACAUCUCUUGGGCAGUCUGGAAUGUUUCUAGACCAACAAACUUCAGCUAAGCAGAAGAAGUCUCCUUUCAAAUUUUUUGGAGGCAGAAAGAGCAUUUGUACUUUGCCAAGCUUUUUUGGGGGAAAACACAAAGGCCUGAGCAAAGGAAGCUCCAAAAAAGGAUUAAGCAAAAGCAAAACCCAUGAUGGCUUCAGUGAUGUACCUAGAGAAGAUGGGAAAAAAGAGAGUUCUUUUCAAAGGUUCCACAUGCAUGAACAUACAAAGUUUGCGAAUUCUUUGCCAAGCUCUCAGAGUGCUGAUUCUGGUAUUACUUCACCAGUUAAGCUUGAUUUUAACUUUCAUGAUUCAUCCCCUCUAGGCAGCACAGAAUGCUUUGAUAAGAAGCUAAAUGGUGAGAAAUCUCUGUCCUUUCCCAGACCAAAAAAGGGAUUAAAGGGUUUAUUUAGUAGCAUUCGCCGUCAUAAAAAAAACAAAGCCAUAGAUACUGAGAAAAGUGAGAUUUCUAACAAUAUCCCCCCUUCUAUCAUCUUGGAUAAAGUGACUAUCAAAUACACAAAUGAGGAUAGUGGCAGUGAUAAACAUAAUGAGGGCUCUGUUGACCCUGUACCUUCAGAGAACUACCUUGAUGCUAUCCAUGAAAAAGAAUUAACAGUGGAAUGUUCUGAGAACUUCUCAGGUGUGCCUCAACCCACAGAUUUACCUUCAGAAGCUAAUCUAGAUGCAACGGUAGACCAAAAAAGUUCCUUUGAGUUUAAAACCAAUUCUGCAGUUUCUGCAAGCACUGAGGAGGUGUUCCUAGAGGUACUAAAUACCGAUCACACAACCAGAGAUUCUCUAUCAGGUGGUGAUCAAAUUAGCCUCAUGCUGGAAGAUGUUUCUUCACUCAAAAGUUUUGACUCUCUUACUGGCUGUGGUGAUAUAAUUGCAGAUCAAGACAUUGACCACAUGAGUGACAACACAAUCUCGUUGGAGCGAAACCGAGAAAUAACAAAGAGAAGUUCUUGCCUCGUGACCUACCAGGGUGGUGGGGAAGAGAUGGCAACACCAGAUGACAUGGAAGAAGAGUAUCUCCAACAACUUUUGGAGGAUUCCACUGGUGCAGAAGCGAACUAUGAAUUGAACCAAGAAAAGGAAAAUGAAGGGAAUUCGAAAAGCUUUAUUUCCCUUGAGGCUAGUGAGUUUCCUUUGAAUGUUAAAGAUCCAUUUGAUAGAGCCCUUAUGUGCAACACAGAGUUGUUGACCCCACAGAGUGAUCAGCAAGAGUCUGCCCCAAAUAGUGAUGAAGGAUACUAUGAUUCUACGACACCUGGUCCCGAAGACGAUUCUGGGGAAGGCUUCAUUCAGAAGGAGCGGCUUCCCAGGGAUAGCUACAGUGGAGAUGCACUUUAUGAGUUUUAUGAGCCUGAUGACAAUCUAAUGAGUCCUGCACCAGGUGGUGAGUCUUUAUAUGAAAGUAAAACUCCAUGUUCUGAAAUUUUUGAUCAGUUUUUUGGUUUUAGUAUUCCUGCAGACAGUGGCUCAAUUCAGGAGGCAGAACGUAAAAGGGGUGCAACAGAGACAGAAGAAGAGAGACUUGCAGUGAUUCAAAAACAGCUUCUCUUUUGGGAACGACAAAGAGAGGCAGCACUAAAAGAGAUGGAAGGUCCAGUUGCUGAUCUGUUUUGCAAAGAAAAGCUGAAUAUUGAAUGUGAAAACAGAACUGCUAAUUUAGUGGACAGGAAUAUGAGUUGCCUUGGUAGCAAUCUAGCAUUGUUGCAAAAUACAAACAAAGAUGCAAUCAGCAAAGGAAUUCAAAAUGUACAGACUGAAAAUCAAAGCUGGACAGACUUCCAAGAGAAUUCUUUUACACACUCUAAAUCCCAGGAAUGUUAUAGUCAACAUUUAGAGGGUAACUGCCUUAUCGAGGAUGAUGCUGGUUUUGAGUUGAAUGUUGAUAGCCUUGAAGCUCAAGAUCAGGAUGAUACCAGAAUAUCAAGUUCUGAUAACUUUAAAAAUUUUAAGAUUCCCUCUAUGCACCAUGUCCAGAAUGUAUUUGAUAAUGUAUACAAUACACCAAAUGAAUGUGAGGAUACUGCAGAGUUCAACAAUGGAAUGUUAUUUUCUAGUAUAUCUGAACGUUUGGGAAAAACUGGCUCUAGCUCCUCGUUCCAUCACAAUCUCGAUUCUCUUCCGACCAUGGUUACUUUUGACAUUGUUGAUGUUGAAAAUGAAGGCGAAUGUGAACAGCAAAUAGAGCUGAGUCCAGAUGAAGAGGACGAUACAUCAUUUGAGACUUUUGAUCACAGUUAUGUACAGGAAUCUUUAGCAGAUUGUGAAGAACAGUUAUUUCAAGUGGAUUCCCAUCUUCCUUUCCACAGCUACAACUGGGGAGUAGCUAGUCUUCCCCGUCACCUUGACCACUAUAAGUUGAUUCCCUCAAUGCCUGUGCCGCUUUCGCUUAACCGAAGAAGCAAGUCUCUUGACACAGAAAAUAUGGAGCUUGAACUUGGGGGUCUCCAUUUGUCUAGAGCUGGCCUCCGGUCCAACGAUCACUCAGCCAAUUGGGAAGAUGGUCCUAAUCAUUGGAGUUAUGGAGAUGCAUGUUCCCAGGGAGGUGAGAGUGCAUGGGAUGAGCGUAAUUGUCUGAGACAGGACAUUCAGCCUGCUGGGAAUUUUGAAAGGUGUACUUCAGAUGUAAUUUCAAAGCAGGGUUAUAGCAGAAAUUUUAAAAGCCCAAGCUUAAGUAAAAAGUUGUCACAACGUAUCAAACCAAUUACAAGAAUAACCAACACUACUUUGCAAUGUAACACUAAGCUAUCCCAAGAGGUUUCCAACUCUAACCAGUAUUAUGGAGAGAACACUACAAAGAAACUUGCUCUUGUGUUGCCUUUGGAAGAGAAAAGGGACUUGGCUCUACACCCAUCUUUCUGCGACCCUGCUGUAUCAAUAAAGCAAUCAAAAAACAAACCUGUGGGCAUCACGCAAGCAAUGCCUCAGCAACGCAAGAAUGCCGGGGGCUCUCUUAUACCUACAGGAGAUUAUAAAGAGCAGUUUGUACCCACCAAGAAAGGGACAGUUGUACAGAGAGCUACUGCUUCUGAUGAUUGGAGUAAUCAUCUUAGUGAAUGUACUAACAGCUAGUGUUUUGUGAAUUUUUUAUAUUUGCAUUUAUUUUAAGUAGGGAGACAAAAAUAUAUAUUCCAUGUCAAGUGUCCUAAUUUUGGAUGCAAACCAAAAGAAACUGCUGAGCUGGGAGGGAACAAGUCUGUUCUGCUAUUGCAAUAAAUAUUUGUUACUAUUUAUUUUGCCAUAGCCUACUUGGUGAACAAAAAAUUGCUAACCUCUUUAUUUUAUGUUGUCUAUGGCUCUUUGGUUUCAUACUGUUAGAUCUACCUUCAAACACUAUGGACAAAGUCAUAUCAUCUGAUGGUGUGGGUUCAUUUUAAAGAAACACUUUAUAUUUUUAAAAUCUAUGGUGGUGUUGGGUAAUGGCAUUUUAAUUCAGCAGAGGAUUAUUUUAUGGGGUUAUUGAUCUGGCAUCAUUAUUGUAUUAAUACUGACAUAGUCUGCUUUUACAUUCAUAAAAUGCUGUCUAUGCGAGCCUGUGAUAUUUUGCCCCAUUGAUAUUUUACUAAGGGUGAAAGCUGUUUUGGUGUUGCCAUUUCCCACACUGACAAAGAGACUACAGGGUGGUAUAGUUCAAAAUAAAGAUCGGUCAUCUACAAAUGAAAGGAUGCCAAGUCUGCUGCCUGUACAAAACCUUUUCUCCUAAAUUAAUUAGAACACUAGACCAGUUUCCCAAAACAAAAUGUCUUGUAAAACAUACAUCUCAUCUAUACUUCUGUUAAUAUUUUGGGAAGCACAAUGUAAGUAGGACCUGUCUUGCUACACAGGAGCGUGCUGCUUAAUGUUUAAACUUUUAUUAGCAUUUUAAGUUGUUUAAGGUAAAACUGUAAUGCAUUUAUACACUACCUUUUUAUAUUAACCUCCUCGAAGUAAUCGAAGCGUUUGUUACAAAUGUUAGUCUUGCAGUUAAACAGAUAUUCUGUGUUCCAUCUACAUUGCAGAUAACCCGAAUCCUUUUUCUCCCAGUUUCAGCUUGCUGUGUGAAGCUUGCCGUAAACUUUCUAAAUUUGCAUGGCAGUGUCAUUGCAUGGGCACCAUGAAAUAUUAUCCUAAAAUGUAUGUAGUAGGUAAGGAAGGUGAAGGCUGGUGUUAUACGUCACACCUGAAUAGUACAGAUUUUUAUUGUUCCAGUAAACGAUGAUUGCAGUUUGUUUGAUUUAACCUCUGUUAUAAAUAUAUUACAGUUUUCCUUUAAAUAUUUGGUGACCAAAGAUGUUCUAAACCAUCAUCUCUUUUGAACUUUUUUUUUUUAAUUAUUUUUACAUAAGAGGCAACAGUUCUACAGAUUCCUGCUAAUGCUGAAAAUGACGUGUUGAUGGACUAACAACCUAUGUAAUGUCAUUGGUGAUUGAAGAGAAAGUACAGAGUUUCUGAUUUUGAUAUUUUUGCAAUGUAUUAAUGCAGUUGAACACUAUUGAUAUAUAUGAUUUUGUUGAAAUCUUCAUAUAUUGCUUCAAUUUAUGCAAAUUGGUUUACUUUCUCAUGAUUCCUUCUGCUUCAGAUAGGAAAAGUCUAGAUAGGAAAUGAAGUAAAGUCUUGUAGAUCCACUCAAAUUAAUUUAUCUUGCUUUUCAGCUCAUGUAUUACACCUUUUUAAACUGAGAUUGCAAAAGGACAUUAUAGGCACCAAAACCACUGCCUUGGUGGUUCUUUUAAAUAUAGCCUGUUGCUGCAGGCUAAGCAGUAUAAAUGUUGCCUUUUUCUGAGAAACGGUGGUGUUUUCAUUAGUGCCUAUGGCUGCCAGUAGAGGGAUUUCCUGGACCAAUGUUCAGCUUUACAUAGAACUGUAUUGAUUCAAUACAUCUCCAAUGAGAUACUGAUUAGCACUGCACAGUGAUUUAGGACACUGAUGCAUUAGCCUUACAAUGCCCUAUGUGGUACCACUGGACUAAUACCGCAUAGGGAUCUCCGCUAGAGAGGUGUGUGGACAGUAGUGAAACUGGGCCCCAUAAAGAAAAGGUUAGUAAAUGUAAGAAUAAUUUGGUAAGCCAAACUCUAGAUUGAUUGCAGCUUGGUACAUUUAUUACGAAUGCCGGGUUGGCAACUAUAAAAUGGCCACUAUGUAAUAUUUAAUUAUCAGGAGUUAUGCAAAUCCCAUCCUAGCAUGCGAGUCUUGGUGAAUCAUUUGUCUUUAAUUGGCUAAAUGAGGAACAACCUAAACAAAAUAAUGUUCAGAAUUGUUUUAAAUGUAAAAAUUCUGGCUAAUAUAGCUGAGUGGGGCAAUAUUUCUAAACUGGCUUUUUUUUACCUUAAUUUUUCAAUUUCGUUCUCUUUUAUUGUUUUUAGUGAAUUAAGCUCCUAGUGUAUUUGUUUGUUUAAAAGUGUUCUGUAGGUUCUAAUAUUUAAUUUUGUUCUGUUGUGUUGGUACUUUUUAAAUCCUCUGCUUGCAGUCCAUCUGAUGAGCGUAGGAAGUGGAAAAGCCUGAGUAAGAUACCCAAAAUGCUUUAGCCUGUAGCUUUAUCCCUUUGUGAAUACAUCUCAUGGUUCACUGCAUCACGAAACGUUCAAUUAAUCUAACUCUGUCUGUUCUAGUUUGGAAGAGGCUGUUUUGGUAUGAGUGAACACAGUAAAUGCAGCUUUUGAAUGUUGGGUUACAUUUUCAUGUAUUUUGAAAGAAAACAAUUAUAUAAUUGAAAUGCUCUAAGCUUGCAGCUUCACCUUUUAAAGUGAAUGUGUCGGCUUUUAAUUCAAUCUGUGCUACACAAAUACUGAAAACACAAAAUCUCCCACACACUAUCUUCAGUGCUGAAGACUUUAAGGCCUAUAUCAAGGCAAAUACUUAUUUUGCAUAUUGUUGGGUGGCCCUUGAUCUUAUCCACAGUGCUCCAUAUGACACUAGAAGACACUGGUGUGCAAAGAAUUACUCUGUGGAUCCAUAUAAUUACUUUUCCUGAUCAUAAUUAUGUGAUGCAUCCCCUCUGGUUACUUAACCCCUUAAGGACACAUGACAUGUGUGACAUGUCAUGAUUCCAUUUUAUUCCAGAAGUUUGGUCCUUAAUGGGUAAGAACAUGUGUAGAAGUGUCAAAACACAAAGUAGCAAUAGUUUUUUUUUUUUGUUUUUUUUUAAGAUAUGAAAAUACAGCCCUUAAAUAUGACAUGUCUUUGCAAAUUCAAACAAGGCAUAUUUGUUAAAAUGUCAAUACUCUGGCAAGCGACAUUUGCAAUGUUGCUUUAAAUGGCAAAAAAAAAUCGCGAAUACAUUACAAGGGAGCGACUGGGCCCCAAAGCCAAUUUAUCAUGCUUGCCUAGGUAAUACCUAGGAAAUAAAAACAAAAUGGUUAUUUUUUGUGUCUGUUACAAGAUUCUCAGCUGUACAGGUGGAAGUGUAAUUUAUUAUUUUUAAUGAUGGUCAAACCUGAAGAAAAUAAUAAAGAAUAUUGUUACAAACCUG